AUGGCAGGCGGCGUACCCCACAACAAAAUGGCGAUGGACCCGGCCAUCAUCAAGCUUGGGAACAUGCAGUCGCAGCGUCACCUCUACUUCCGCUGGACCAAGAGGACGGCGCGCGUCACCUUGAUGUACGCCGUUGUCGUGCCCGUCAUCAUUGGAUUCAUCGGUUACAAGACGGACGGACUCUGGGAGAUGCGUGCGAAGCGCAAGGGCGACCUCCUCGCUGAGCGGUAG
Messenger RNA from Verticillium nonalfalfae, 231 nucleotides. RefSeq lists its product as uncharacterized. Bases 1 to 231 code for a protein of 76 amino acids. The record is from RefSeq and is a predicted model, not a curated record. The transcript is spliced from 4 exons. NCBI's taxonomy places the organism in Eukaryota, Fungi, Ascomycota, Sordariomycetes, Glomerellales, Plectosphaerellaceae.